This is a messenger RNA of Coregonus sp. 'balchen', 2589 nucleotides long. Lineage: Eukaryota; Metazoa; Chordata; Actinopteri; Salmoniformes; Salmonidae. The record is from the annotation of a GenBank genome assembly.
ACCACGAGCACUGCUGCCCCCAGGGCUACAGCUGCAACAUGCAGACUGGGACCUGUGAUAAACCUGUAGAGGGUGUUCUCCUACAUACGGUACCCCUGACAGAGGUGGCAGAGUCCCAGCAGAGGGCAGCAGAGAUGGGUAUGGAUGUGAAGUGUGACAGCACCGGAGAGUACAGCUGUCCCAAACUGGAGACCUGCUGCAAGACCUCACCCACAGAAUGGUCCUGCUGCCCUGCACCAAAGGUAGCGAAACGGCUACUUGGAAUGAAAAUCCUAUGAAUCCCAACUUGAAAUUUUACUUUUGAUGUAGAAGGGAAAUUUGUGUGUAAAUUUGACAAGUUGAGAUGUUUUCUUAAAUCACCUGAAAUCAACUCCAUAUUUGGUUUGAUGUUACAUAAAGGAUAUUUGGCCUUUUUAUUAUUUAUUUUUUUGGGCUGAGGCUGCACGACCAGAUCGAACUUCCCCGCCCCCCAGGACACCUCUUUCCCAUAUAUAAACAACCUUAAAACAUUCUUUACAUUUGAUACUUUACGCAACAACAACAAAUAUUGUAGCAGCUGUGCACCCUCCCCCUCCCUUCAGGAUGUAUAAGUACUAUUUCGUGAGUGAAUUUUAGAGCAGAUGGUGUGAAUAAGCUAGCCUACCUGUAUUUUGUUUCAAUCAAAACACAUAGUGGUGUGCACUGUUGAGUUUGGGCUGCAUGAGAGAGAAAUUCAGCACAUGAGAACACUCAUCCUAAAAUCUCAUAAGAAAUUGCCUGGUGUCUUUAGUCUAACAUAAGCAUUAUACAAUGCUGUUAUGUUGCUAUUUUAUAUUCAUUAGUCAUUAAGUGAUCUUGUGAGACAUUGAUUCAACUUUGAUCCAACUUAUUUAAACGAGCAACAUUCGGAGAAGUGGCAGGGCGUCGCUCCGGUGUGUGUGCUCUGGCUGCACUACACUCCUGCCUAUAUGACAACAUACGUAGCCUAUAUGUAACAUUUAUCCCACCCUGUCUACACAUUGCAUUGGGGCAAAGCGAUCUGCAUUUUAACCAUAAAUAACAUAACUGUUAUUACUCUUCUCAAUGAUCAUGCAACACUGCACGAUUUGAUGGUCAGCACAUCAUUUGAAAUUUGCCAGAGUAGCCUCUGGGCACCUUUGGGCAAACCUUCUGCACAAAUAGGCAGAGUUUGACAACAUGCCCGUCGAUUUAAGUGAUAAGUCUGCCGCACAUAGGGUACAAUGUGUGUGGGCAGUAAAUUCAAUUUGUGUGGUUAUAGUUACAACAGACAAAGAAGUUUGUACAACGUGUCUUACACCCGGGGGAGAAUGACUGCCCCCUCUCAUUGAAACCACAGAAGUACAAGGUCAACUGCGGUACUGCAGGCACCAGAUGCAUGAACUGAUUAUUUUAAAAUCGCACACAGAAGUUAUACCAGUGGUAUUCAAACCUUUUCAGCGGGACACUUAUUUUCCCCGGCAGAAUUUCUUGGGACCCAGUUUUUUUCCGGGACCCCACACCAAAUAUGACAACCUUAAAAUCGGUACAUUUCUAUUGUUACAUCAACAAAUACUUCAAUUCAUUACUUUUCCAUCUCUUAUCAAAAUGAAAAGAAACCAAUAAAUACAUUUACUCUAACAUUAGUGCAACGCCAGGGUUGUGGGUUCGAUUCCCACGGGGGGCCAGUAUGAAAAUGUAUGCACUCACUUACUGUAAGUCGCUCUGGAUAAGAGCGUCUGCUAAAUGACUAAAAUGUAAUUGUCUUUUUCAAUAAUUUGUACUCUACAUUUUUAUACAAAAAAAAUGAUAUCUAUAUAUAUAUAUAUAUUGUAAUUUUUGGGUGACCCCACUGUAGUUCCCCCGGCCUUCAACUUGAGUUACUCAAUGAGAGGGGGCAGCACUGAGCUAGCCUGCAACGUCUCAUCCUGGAGUAGCUCAAACUGCGCAUGUUAGGUUUCCAUGAGACAUCAUCUUAACCAAAUUAAUUUGGCUUCAAUGCGCAAUUGAGUCUUCACAUAGGAAUGACUGGUGUCACGUGAUCGAUGGCUUUGUCCAUUCAUGUAUACAGUCAAUUGCUUAUACUAGACAAAGACGUCCGAUCAUCGCGGCUGGGUUGAGGGAGAACAGGAAGGGAGGGGGAAGCGGCAGCAGAGGGAGUAGCAGUUAUGUAAAACAAUUGUGCGUAAAGUAGCACAUGCGCGUAAGGUUGUUUAGCCAUCAGGAAGAGGCUUCUGAGAGUCUGGUCACGCAGUGAUGCUGUAAAAAAUGCUCAAAUGCCCCCAUCAUUUCCAUUGAUUGUUUGCUUGUGGGGCUAAAGUUAGUUCAAGCUUGUGGUGGCUGUUUAAAGAACCUAACCAUGGAUUAUUUUCUCCUGACCCAUAGACUACUUUCAGGGUGAGUAACCAUCUAAUAUCAAGUUGUAAAAUCCUGAACUACUCCUUUAAACUCGCUUUCUCUUCACAGGCCAUAUGCUGCGCAGACACCAAGCACUGCUGUCCCAUGGGAUACACAUGUGACCUGGAGCGGGGAGGCUGCUCCCAGCAGGCUGAGUUGAGCUGGGACAUUUUCUACACCCACAACAAAAAGAGAGACUUUGUUCCUUUUGGACUC